Camponotus floridanus (Florida carpenter ant) is the source of this 1002-nucleotide messenger RNA. RefSeq lists its product as hypothetical. The transcript is spliced from 4 exons. Gene Ontology annotation, biological process: positive regulation of autophagy of mitochondrion; autophagy of mitochondrion. Lineage: Eukaryota; Metazoa; Arthropoda; Insecta; Hymenoptera; Formicidae. Gene Ontology annotation, molecular function: protein kinase binding. Bases 182 to 874 code for a protein of 230 amino acids. The record is from RefSeq and is a predicted model, not a curated record.
AUGGCCAAGUCUGACAAUGAAUCUUAAUUUAUGUGAGACGCAUUAGAUACUGAAAUUGAGAUAAUUUCAUUAUCAUUUCAGCACUAUUGCAUACAUACAUGACACUGACAAUAAGUAAAAAUUAUCAAAAAAUAUUGUAUUAAUUUGCCUUAUGUAUAGCAGUACUAGCAUUUUAUAAAAAAUGGAAAAAUUACGUUCCUUGAAUAGGGUAGUUGAUAUAUCUGAACCGAUAUUGGCAGAGGAUAGUACAUUUUCUAUACAAGCAUUAUCAUUAAGUGCAAUAUUAGAACAAUUGGAUAAAAAUGCUACACAUCACGAUUAUCUUGUUGCCUUACUGUUUGUUUUAUUAGCAGAAUCUGGAUUUUCCAUAUCAUCCACUUCUAACACUUUAAAGGAGAAGAAUACAAGAUUAGUUUAUAUACCUACAAAUUGGAAAUUGGCAGAAACAGGGAUAUAUGAAGUAUAUUUCGUAUUGCGUGAUUUUGAAAAUAUUCAAUCAAAAUUUAUUGCAGUACCUUAUGGUGAUAAAAUAAUAAUUAAUAUAUUCCCGUGCGUGGAAGAGAAAAAGACUUAUAGCAUGAUUAUUCAGACAUUAAAGUAUGUGAAUCCAUGCACAAAUAAUCCAUGUUUCCGAUAUCUGAAUCUCAGAGAAAUAUCACAUAGGUUUAAAAACAAAUUAACCAUACCUCUGAGGACAGAUAUAUUAACAGCAUCAUGUUGGACAGGUUUUGCCAGUCUUCAGUGCUUGCCAAUAGAGUUACUAUGCAAAAUUGUAGCUAUGUUACAUUCAUUAGAUAUGCAGCAUCUGGCAGCAUGUUCCAAAAAGUUUUAUAAUGUUUGCUUAGAUUUAUUAUCGAUGGAUAAAGAUUGUUAAGUUGGAAAAACAUUACAUUUUUACUUAUGAAUGCCUAAAAAAAACCUUGUCAGUCUUGGAUUAUUAACAAAAAAAUAUAUAUAUAUCUAUAUAUUUAUUAUAUAUAUCUAUAUGUAUUGCUGCCUACA